Racocetra persica is the source of this 350-nucleotide messenger RNA. NCBI's taxonomy places the organism in Eukaryota, Fungi, Glomeromycota, Glomeromycetes, Diversisporales, Gigasporaceae. The record is from the annotation of a GenBank genome assembly.
AUGAAUAUUGGCCCAAUUACAGAUCCCUCUAAAAAAAGGCAUUUUACUUUUAGCAACAUUCCCAAUUUGACUGGAAAAGUUGCAGUCGUUACAGGAGGAAAUGCUGGAAUAGGUUAUGUUACGUGCAGGGAAUUGGCCAGACGAAAUGCUCAUGUGUUUGUAUUGGGUCGUAAUGUCGAAAGAAGUCAGGCAGCCGUUGAAAAAAUCAAAUCCGAGACUGGUAAUCAACAUGUUGAAUUUUUGCAGUUAGAUUUAAAAAGUUUAAAAUCUGUUAAAGAAUGCGCCGAAAAUUUGUUGGCUAGAGAUUUACCAUUGCACAUUCUAAUUAACAAUGCGGGAAUCACUACAAA